AUGGCCGCUGCCGUGGAAAACUACAUUGACACCUCAGUUCACGAGGAGUCUGUUACCACUGAGACAGUGACUGAAUUUGUUGAGGUUGUCGAAAAAGAAACUGAUCAUGUAGGGAGUACCGAAAAAAAUCCAGAUGAUGAACAAAACGAGGAUGAUGACAAACAUAGUGAUCCUUUGACUCCGCCGAAAAGCCCAACGGUGAAACCAGAGAAAAAAUCUGCGAUAGCGACGCCCAAUGGGAAAAUCACUGCUAAAGGUGUCAAAACUCCAACAAAGACUACACCAUCUUCCAUUAAGACAGGAUUAACUAAAAAAAGCAGCACCACCACUACUACAACUACAAGCGCUACCGCCAAAACCACUACUGAUGCUGGUGCACGUACACGUCGAUUGUCCAAUUCCUCCGUUUCAUCAGUUUCAUCAUCAGUUGCACGAUCGCCUACUCUGCCUAAAUCUCGUACAACUAGUAAUGCUACAAGUGUUAGUUCCGCUACCAAAUCUGCAAUUGCAGCAAAAGCUGCCGCUUCAUCUAAAGUGUCCCCGACUGCUGCUAAAUCAGGUGCAACUUUAGGCCGAUCCAACACUACAGCAACAUCAAAAACCUUAAAGACCGCAACAUCUUCGCUCACGAAACCUAAUGCUUCAAGAGUGGGGACUCCAGCUGCUUCUAGAGGUGUGUCCCCUGCUGCUUCCAGAUCUACUUCUCCUACACGCCAAGCUUCAAAAACAGGGGCGACUGGUCUUAAAAGGAGUUCUACUACUACCGCUGCUUCUAGUGCUGCAAAGAAAACACCGUCAUCUGUUUCUCCCGCAAAAACAAAAUCAUCUGUCGCUCCAACUACCACAGCUACUAAAAUCGCUGCGGCAUCAUCAACAGCAACAAAAACUGCUACUGCUUCCGCUACUGCAAAUGGUGUCACUUCGAAAGCCGUCUCUGCGGCCGAGAUUAAUGAAUUUAAAGAAAAGAACGAAGAACUUACGCGAUUACUCGAGGAAAAGGAAACUCUCUUAAAACAACUUGAAGAAGAAUUAAGUGAACUGAAAAAGAAAGUAGAGAAAGAUAAUAAUGAUGCAUCAGUCGCAUCGGAAAAGCUUUCUCAGCAAUUAGAAGAAUUGAAAAAAGCACAUGAAGAGGAAAAUUUGAAACUUCAAAUUGACCGGGAAGAAGCAGUUCUUGCAAAAGAGGCUGAGAUCGAUUUGCUCAAAAAGGAAGUGUAUUCAUUAAAAGGCGAUAUAGUGACUAUCAAGAAAGAUUAUGAAGAGAAACUUGGUCGGAUCCAAGAUGAACUCGUAUCUCAACUUAAGGUUGAACACGAACGACAACUUGAAGAUCUUAAAACUGCACAUAUCACUAAAAUAACUGAGUUGUCUCAAAAAGUUCAAGGAACUGAAGGUGCUGUUCAGGAACUAGAAAAAUUACGAACUGAACUUGAAACAGCAAAGAAAAAUCACGAGCAACAACUUGAGGCGCUUAAAAAUAAGCAUUCGUCUGAACUGGAAUCGUUGCAUGCCAUGCAUGAAGAAGCAAUCGAACAAGAACGGGAACAAGCGAAACAGGAAUAUACGUCUACACAGCGUGAAGCUGUUGGUGAAAUUGAAAUUGCCAUGCAAGCUCUAAUAGUGAAACAUUCCGACGAAUUAAAUGAACUUCACUCCGCCCACGCAGCUGCAUUACAAAAACUCCAAGAGGAACGUGACGAAAUGAUCGAAAAAGCAAAGAAUGAGCUUUACUCGACCUUGAAUCAUCAACACAAUCGUGAGAUGGAAGCUCUUGAAAAAACGCAUUCCGAUGAGUUGAAAUCGAUAAAAUCGAAUUUGGAAUCUAAACAUGAUGCUGUGAUUCAAGAAAUGGCUGUGCUCAACGCCAAACACUCCCAAGACAUGGAAGUUAUUAAAAAUGCGCAUGCCCAACAACUUGAGCUUCUGCAAUCAUCAUCUAAUGAGGAGCUUUUGCAAAAAUAUGAAAAACAAAUUUCCGAGCUCAAACUCAAGCAUGAAGCUGAUUUGGAACAGAUUGAAAAAUCGAAGCAAGAGUUGGAGAAAUCUUUGAAUGAAAAAUACGAUAUUGAAAAGGCUAACCUUGAGAAAGCAAAUGCUGAAGAGUUAGACUCGAUUAAAGAGAAAUUGGAAUCUUCAAAUAAUAGUUUAAUUGAAGAAAUUUCUCAAAAACACGCGCAAGAAUUGGAAGCUCUGCGAAAUUCUCAUUCUCAACAAAUCGAACUUCUCAAAUCAGCUUCCAACGAAGAAAUAGUUCAAAAUUACGAAAAACAAAUAGCCGAACUUAAAUCACAGCACGCCUCCGAACUAAAUCUGUCCGAAAGCUCAAAGGCAGAGUUAAUCGAAAAGGCAAAAGCAGAAAUUCGUGAUUCUCUUAUUAAUCAACAUCAUCUCGAAUUGGAAGGUCUUGAAAAAAUGCAUACGGCAGAACUUAAUAACAUCCAAGCGAACCUUGAGUCUAAAUAUGAUAAAAUGAUUCAAGAAUUAAAUGCUAAACAUUCCCAGGAAGUCGAAGCACUUCAAAAUAAUCACACUCAGCAAGCUGAAUUGCUUAAAUCAUCUUUCGAUGAAAAACUCGUACAAAACUAUGAAAAUCAAAUUAGUGAACUUAAAAAACAACAUGAAGCCGCAUUGUUAGAAAUAAGAGAGUCGACCGAGAGUAGCUUAAACGAAAAACAAAGUGAAAUUGCUGAUUUAGCAGCUAAACACGAAGCUACUUUAUUAUCGCUUAAAGAGACAACUGAGAAUGCGUUGAAUGAAAGACACAAAAGUGAAAUUGCUAAUUUGAUAUCUGAGCAUGAAUUUAAACUAACAGAACUCGAAUCGAUUAACGAAAAUUAUAAUUGGGAAAUCAGUAAACUUCAACAAAAACACGAUUCCUUACUCGAAGAAUUAAAGCAAACACACGAGUCACAUCAAAAGGAAUUGUCUGCUCUCGAAGAAAAAUACGAGCGUCAAAUAUUAGAACUGAAAUCACAACAUGAAUCUUUACUAAAAGAAUUAGAAGCUAAUAAUGAAAAGCUUCAGAGUGAAAUCGAUGAACUUCGAUCAGAUCACAAAAAUGCAAUCGGUCAAUUAAAUUCAACCCGUGAAGUUAAUGAAAGUAAAUAUGUUGAAAUACAAUCGCAGCAUGAGUCUAUACUUUCUAAGGCACUCGAGAGUGAUCAUCAGAAAGAAUUAGAAAAAGUAAUCGCCAAUUUGAAAGCCACUAUUGAUUCUCAGAAUACAGAACAAGAGAAAUUACGUAGUCAACUUGCUGCUUCCAGGAAAGAUAACAAGAAUUUCGAAGAACAACUUCAAGCAAGUUUAACUGCAGAAUUUACCGAGCAUAUUAAUACGCUUACUAAGCAACACGUCGAGGAAGUCGAAAAGUUGAAAGCGAAGAUUGAAGAGAACAAAUCAACCCAGAAUGAUUCAAAAUUAAUUGAACGUCAUGAAGCUGAGAUAGAGACUCUUAGAAAGUCUCACGCAAAAUUAAUUGAAACUAUUGAGCAAAAACACGCAGAGAAGGUUCAGAAAUUGCAGGAAGAAGCAGAUGCUAAAGGAAUGCAAUUAGAGGAACUAAACAAACGCGUCAAGAAUAUGAGUAAUAAUGGGGGACCAUCUGCAAAAGACCUUGAAGCUCUUCAUCAAGCUCACAGUGCGAAAAUUGCCGAAUUAGAAAGUGCGCAUCAGCUUGCUCUUGAAGAACGAGAAGCGAAGUUAAAGAACACUACGAUGGAAUUAAAAUGGCUAGAAGAAGAAAACGAUCAACAAGACAACAAGAUUGAUCUGCUUACCAAAGAGGUCGAAACAUUACGCGAAGUGAAGAGCGAAAAUGAACGAUUGAAGACCGAAAAUGAACAAAUGCUAGAGAUGAUUCGUCAGUUACAGGCAGACCGUAUUUUUGAAAUGUCGUUACAAGGCGAAGAUGUUGUUGUGAAAUUAGCUCUUCCACCUUCCUUCUACUCUCUUUCUUUGCCCUUCCCUCCUUAUCUCCAAACUAUUCUACCACCACCUUUCCAAAUUACAGCUAAACAGAAUAGUGAAGAGGAAUAG
Messenger RNA from Ambispora leptoticha, 4035 nucleotides. Lineage: Eukaryota; Fungi; Glomeromycota; Glomeromycetes; Archaeosporales; Ambisporaceae. The record is from the annotation of a GenBank genome assembly.